AUGAAGAAGCAAACAAACAUCGUUUUCAGUCAAUUGAAGGACAUACCGCUCGCGGCACUCGACGGCAAGUCGUCGAGCACGCUGAGCCAGGUGUGCGAAGGUCGCCAGGGCGUCGUGCUCAGCAUGCUGCGCCGAUUCGGCUGCGUGCUCUGCAGAGAUGGCGCCGCCCAGCUCUCCACCAUCAAAUCCGAUCUCGAUGCGUUGAACGUGGGCCUCGUCGGCGUGGCGCCCGAGCACUUGGGCCAGGACGAGUUCACCAAGGACGGUGGCUACUUCAAGGGCGAUCUUUUCUGUGCUAACUUUGGAUGCAACCGCUACGCGCAGACGACUCGUGCGUCGAUCUUUUCGCUGCUGCGGCCCUCGGUGUGGAAGGCCGCGUCGGAGGCAAAGUCGCGAGGCAAGGACGGCAACUUCCAAGGCGAUGGCCUUCAACUGGGCGGCACGUUCGUGUUCGACUGCGCCAGCGGCGAGGUGCUCUUCGCCCACUACCAAGAGCACUUCGGCGAUCACCCCGACCCGCAGGAGGUGCUCAAGGUGGUCAAGGAUCACUUCUCCGCCAAGGAAGCCGACACCCAGUAG
Molecule: messenger RNA, 579 nt
Organism: Acanthamoeba castellanii str. Neff
Lineage: Eukaryota; Discosea; Longamoebia; Acanthamoebidae
Exons: 3
Coding region: 1-579 (192 amino acids)
Source: RefSeq, a predicted model, not a curated record